GUCACGCUGACGUAGAGACAGUUUAGCACGUUGGCCAACCACCACGCGUCGAGGCUAUUGAGGAUCGGUAUAUAAAGGGCGCUGUGUGGCUGCGCGGAAAACGUAUCCGAGGCCCGCCGCACGGUACAGCAAAACCGCGAUGUCGGAAGUCACGUGGCUUGGGACAGUGUUAGCCCUUGUGGCGGGAUUCCUGUCUCUGUCCACCGUCCAGGCCCAGUACGUACAGCUAUACGGUGCUGGCCCGGAGCCGUAUCAAAGGAGCCUGCAGCGGAGCAUUCCCUCUAUGACCGGAGUAGAAUUGGCGAAUUUGCUGCAGAGGUUACUGCGAGACGCCGCGUUGCUACGCAAGCGCUCGACCGAGAGCAGUGACGGACAGCUUGAUGCGAUACCUCCUGGCUUCGUCGGUGCUCGUGGCCGGCGUCACGACGUGAUCCUCGAGCCGCCACCGGGAUUCGUGGGCGCUCGGGGCAAACGUGGCUCCUCGGUGCCCCUCUUUCUUGCCGACCUCAGCGACACUGCAGCUGACCCGCCUAGGUCGCAAAUAGACAGGCCGCUUGGCUCGCAAUAAACGCCUCGUCAUUGAAUACGAAAUAAAAAAAAAAACGGCACGAAGUGCCACCGCCUUGCACCAAGGGUGUAGACAAUAAAAAUAAAAUGGAAAUAUGAAUAAAUAUUGCUAAU
This is a messenger RNA of Rhipicephalus sanguineus (brown dog tick), 681 nucleotides long. RefSeq lists its product as uncharacterized. NCBI's taxonomy places the organism in Eukaryota, Metazoa, Arthropoda, Arachnida, Ixodida, Ixodidae. The transcript is spliced from 4 exons. The record is from RefSeq and is a predicted model, not a curated record. The coding region runs from base 140 to 568 and encodes 142 amino acids.